Molecule: messenger RNA, 879 nt
Organism: Ramularia collo-cygni
Lineage: Eukaryota; Fungi; Ascomycota; Dothideomycetes; Mycosphaerellales; Mycosphaerellaceae
Product: related to conserved mitochondrial protein
Exons: 4
Coding region: 1-879 (292 amino acids)
Source: RefSeq, a predicted model, not a curated record
AUGUCGAAACUUUCCGAGCCUCUGAAGCAAUUUAUAAAUGCCGCUCAUGCAAGACCGAAUACCAUUCCCGCACCGAAGAAUGUAGCGUCUGUUUACGAGAAGAUUGCUUCCGAGGCUGGGAGAAACAAAGUUGGGCUUCCCGCGUGGCUUUGUGCUUCGACUGCGGCGACAAUGACCUUGAACUCUCCGGAAUCGAUGCUUGAAUUGUACAAACUGGCCAACUCUCCAGCCAACAAGAAGAUUGAGAACCAGGGCGUAUAUACCGCCGAACUGAUGCGAGAGGUUGGCUUGAAGUGUAUUGGGUUCAAUGGGGUUCCUCGAACAAUCAAUGUAUUAGGCGCCUUCUUCGGAGGACUACCCGCAGACGUACAGACAGCUCUGAAAGAGCGCAAGCCCCGCAGAGGACUUUCCAAAUCGAACAUCGAAGCUACAGUCGCACGGGGCGAAGCACUCUGGGACAGCAUCUACAACCCAUUCAGUGAGAAGCUUGCCGCUAAACUCGGACAAUCGCAUCCAGAUCUUCCAGUCUUUAUCAUUCAAGGCGAAUAUGGAUGUCUGUUCUCUGACCCAGCCACACCCAAAGACCCCAAAACACCCGACAUUGGCCGCGUUCUCACUUCUGUCAUUGCUGUGGCAUGUCUACGAGCACAAAGUGGCGUUGGUCCUCAGGUUGUCAGUCAUGUCUUCGGUCUGAGAAAGGCUUUUGAAGAUGGUAGUGCCGAGAGUGAGCAGGAAGUUCCUGGAGGGAAGUGGCUUGCAAGUAAUGAGGGUAGUCUGUGGCUGCUGGAGCAGGUCGACAGUAUCGUUCAUGCUCUUGGGGGUGCACGAGGGACUACCUUUGCACCUGGAUUUGAGAAGGCCCCUAGGGCGAAGCUUUGA